AUGAAUGAAAAGCAAAUCAAAGACAAAACUCAAGAAACUUUUCUGAGACAUCAGCAACACCUGCAGAGACAAAGAGAUGCUAUCGCGUACAGGAUGAAGAAACUCGCAGCCAAGCAGGUGGAGAUGACGAGACAGACCAAUGAAGUGAAGGACAAGAUCAAGAAAAAGUAUGAGGACAUGAAGCGGGUUCUGGAUGAGGACCUCAGGAUCACACUGACCCAGCUGGACAUGGAGCACGAGGCCACAGAGAGGUUCGUGGAGGAGAGGAUUGAAGAUUGCUACCACCUCACCCAGGAACUGGACCAGGAGCUGGCCAACAUCAGUGCCCAGGUGAAGAAGGACACAAAACAAAUGGACAUUCAGGCUGCUGAAACAGAAAAAAGAAUUUCCGAGACGCUGAAGUUGACUGAUCCUGACCUGAUUCACACGGACCAGUUCAAGAAUGAACAGCUUCUCAGUCUUACCAUCAAUCUGCUGCUGUUCAUCAGAUCCCAAGUCCCUGUCACCAAGAAGCUGUUUCAGAGCUAUGCAGCAGAUGUCGUCCUUGACCCUGACACCGCCCACCCCAAACUGAUCAUCUCCCCCAAAGGCGACCUGGUCACCUACACAGACACCUGGCAGGACGUCCCAGAGAUGCCUUCCCGUUUUGAUACCACUCUUAAUGUUGUCAGUCGGCAAGGCUUCAGCGAGGGCCGCCAUUACUGGGAGGUGGAGGUGAGUGGGAAGACCUACUGGGAGCUGGGUCUCACCUACCCGAGCAUCCCACGAAAAGGCCGCGAGGAGGACUGCUGGCUGGGCCGCGGCAGGGAGUCCUGGUGUGUGGAAUACUUCACUGGAGACUACACAGCCUGGCACGGCGGCGUCCCGCAUGAGCUGCCCCUAGUGGCGGGCAAACAGUUCACUCGCAUUGGGGUGUACUGCAGCUUUCCCGGGGGCUUGGUGUGCUUUCUUGGUGCUGACACCAUGACUCCCCUCCACUGUUUCUGUGCUGGCACCUUCACAAACACCCUCCAUCAGGCAAUAUGUCCCGGUCAUGAUAACCAAGGGACUAACUGGAAGCCUCUUCAGAUCUGCGAUGCCUCUAGAUCAGCUCCCACCCUCUGA
Messenger RNA from Myripristis murdjan (pinecone soldierfish), 1104 nucleotides. RefSeq names its product E3 ubiquitin-protein ligase TRIM39. NCBI's taxonomy places the organism in Eukaryota, Metazoa, Chordata, Actinopteri, Holocentriformes, Holocentridae. Gene Ontology annotation, molecular function: protein binding. The record is from RefSeq and is a predicted model, not a curated record. The transcript is spliced from 6 exons. Bases 1 to 1104 code for a protein of 367 amino acids.